Symbiodinium pilosum is the source of this 572-nucleotide messenger RNA. NCBI's taxonomy places the organism in Eukaryota, Dinophyceae, Suessiales, Symbiodiniaceae. The record is from the annotation of a GenBank genome assembly.
AAGGCGACUGCAGAGGCGAUCGAAGAAGAAGUCAUUAAGGAUGCUCCGGAGUCUUCCGAGCAGGAGGUCGAGAGCGCUGAAGAGGAGCCCACACAGCAGAUGGAGGACCUUGUUAAGACCCCUGAGGAGCAAAAGGCCGCUGCAGAGGAGGUCGAAGACAGGCACGCUGCUGUGCAGGAGCUCGAGAGUGCCGAUGAGGAGACUGCAGAGCAGGCCGAGAACAGCGUUGAGGACGCUGAGGAGCAGGAGGCCCCUGCAGAGCAGGUCAAGAAAAUCCUCAAGGACCCUGUGCCGAAGAAGGUCGAGAGCGCCGACGAGGAAGCUGAAGAGCAGAAGGCCAUUGCAGAGCAGGUCAAGAAAAUUGUGAAGGACGCUGAGUUGCCGAAGGUCGAGAGCGCCGACGAGGACGCUGAGGAGCAGAAGGCCACUGCAGAGAAGGUGAAGAAAAUCGUUGUGGACGCUGCGCCGCCGAAGGUCGAGAGCGCCGAGGAGGACCCCUUAGAGUCCUUGGAGUCCAAGGUCAAGCACGCUGUCGGGGAGUUGGUUGCAACGAAGGUGGAAGAAGAGACACA